AUGGCCGCCCUCCUCCCCAUACUGAAUACGCGCGCCUACGAUCGUGUUGCGUAUUCGGUUAUUCUCCUCAAGGGUGAGGGUGGGAGUGAUGAUGAGGAUGAAGACCAAGUAGGGGAUGAGGCGAAUAUCAAUACCUACAGCAACAACCAAGAUCAAAACAGCGAGAUAUCCCUCGGGACGCCAGGUCUGCAGACGCAAAAGAGGAAGAAAAACGGUUUGGGCCAAAGUCGGAGGUCUCCAUACGCCUUUCCACGGCCACAGCCCGAUCUUGCUACACCUGCUUCUCCUCCUCUGUCUUCUUCACCGGCUACACCCGCCGCUCCCGCGCCCACGCCUGCCAGUACGAGUGUGAGUUUCAAUGGAGCGCGCUUUAUGUCAGCUGCUGAUGAGGUGCUGGAUCGGGUGAGUGUGGGGUUGGAGAAUAUGGAGGAUGGGGAAGUUGGGUCGAGGGAGGGGAGUGUUGUUGUUCAUGGGAUGGAUGAGAUGAGUGGACGGGUUCGGGAGCAGGAUUGUGAGGCGGAUGACCAUGAACUGGAGCAGCGUUCUCAGGAUGAGGGCUAUGACGAAGACGAAGACCAUGACGAUGAUAAUGACAUAGGCCAGGACCAGGGCCAAGAUCACGGUCAGGAGCAUUGUCAAGAUGCAGGCGAUGGUCAGGAUGAGGACCGCCAUCAAAACCACGACCAGGAUCAGAACCAGGACCAGAACCCUUAUCACGAUCUUCCUGAGCCCAUCUACACUGGAGGAAUCUGGAUCACUGCGAAAGAUCAUGAUGAGCCUCAAGCCGCUCCUACAAUUCCCGGCAGCCCCUACAACCCACGCAAACGCAGUGCGACGGUGGCUUCCCUACCUGACUCAAUUUCGGACUCGGAAAGGAAGUAUGAAGGAUACAAGCACAAGCUCGUGGCGGAGGAGUCGAUCGUAUCUCCCAGCAAAUCUACGAACAGGCACAGCCGGCUUCCACGUCCGAUCAGUCUGAAAUCGCCCGUUGAGGUGAAGCCCGAGAAUAUCCCGCUGCCUCGAGAUUCUGUACCCGUGCUUGAAGUUGAUUUUCGACGCUUCGAGCAAAUUGAUUCCCUCGCAAAAGAGCGCGGCGUUCCUCUUGUCAAAAAAAACUUGGAUCGACUGCCGUCGAUCGCAAAGAAAGGAACGUUCAGGCCUGAGAUCGAGAGGCUUUCGACGGUUGUGAACAUCAAUACCUCAUCCGCCAAGCAGAGUAGCUCGCUUCCAGACUAUGAGUCUGACAGAGCAUCAUCUGAGAAUGACGGUAUCCCUCUGGUGGGACACUUCCUUUGCGAACUCGAUGUCUCUCCAGAUACUCACGGAUCUAACGACCAACCACGACUUGUCCUCAUUGACGGUACAUUCUAUGUGCAAACCUCACCCAAGGUCAAACCCGCAAUCUAUGAAGUGCACAUCAAAGUCCUGUUGCAUGUCCGGAAAGCAAGGCCGGAGGGUUGGAAUGCGCUGAUGAUCCCGGGAUUGCCACGCCUGCGAGCCGGCGACUAUGGCUACAUCGUCCUUUGCAUGCCACUCGACAAGGGAAUCGAAUUUCGCACCACACCGUUCAAGCGAGCUCAAUUUGUUGAGGGCUGUUUAAUGGCCCAGUUUGCCACAUCCUCGAAUCUUGUUGUGCCCCUGCGGAUCUUCGACAAGGAAUACUACGGCUAUGUGAAGGACUUCAAGGUGAAGCAGAUGAUUCGAUCCGAAAUUGUUGACGAAAACAAGGAAGUCUCUUUGGUCAAGUACAACGCAAUCUGCUCGAUCGAACCGGUGCAACGCAUUUUCCGCACUGAUCAGUGCAGCUUCGUCAUCUAUGUGCAUGGUGGUCCACCUGGUGAGUAUGCCUGCGACUUGACCUCGUCUGAGAACGAACUCCAGACCAUCGACCUGAGCGCUGAACCAAGCUUUCGUCAACUUGGCCUCGCUGCGCUAGAGGUCCGUUGUCGGUCCUCCGACUUGGAGAAGUUUGUCGUGACGUGGUCUGUCCAACUGUCACGGACAAAUCUGUCGACCUGGCUGCCUCGCAUCAAGGCCACCGCAAACACUGAAGGCAACAAAUCCGAGAUGAGCCUUAUCGCACACUUGGGGCUGGUGGACCGUCCUGCACUUCAACCAACAGAAACGAAGGGCAAGCACCGUGAUUGCCCCGUUUGCAACACGACACACACUGAUGGCCAGACCGAACCAGAGCUGUCUUGCAUCUGGAAGUCUGCAAAGUGGUGGCUGUUCCUGAACUUGGUCUGUUGGUUGUUCACCAUUUGCGCCUACGUCUUUCUACCCAAAUCCAAUGACUCUUCCCCCGUCGAGACCGCGCUUGCAGAUACUAUGCCACUGGCUGAUACGAACACGGUGGAGAUUCCAAAAGUGGUGUUGGAGCAAAAUGAGCAGCUGGGUGAGUUUGAGCAUGCUGGUCUAGUUGAGGAAGAUUGGCACAAGUUCGUUGUGCCCGGGGAGUCGCUAACUCUUCGAGAUCGAUUCGACCGUUUCUUCGGCUGGUGUGAGCCUGUUAUUGUGCAUGAUGCGUGA
This is a messenger RNA of Penicillium riverlandense, 2529 nucleotides long. RefSeq lists its product as uncharacterized. Bases 1 to 2529 code for a protein of 842 amino acids. The record is from RefSeq and is a predicted model, not a curated record. NCBI's taxonomy places the organism in Eukaryota, Fungi, Ascomycota, Eurotiomycetes, Eurotiales, Aspergillaceae. The transcript has a single exon.